CUGACUGCUCCUGUGGGUGCAGCUCCUGAGGCAGACGGACAGGAGCUGCUUGGUCCAGAUUUGCAGGAACAGGCCAUUUCUUCCCUGGCUCUGAGCUGGGAAAGUUUGCUCCCAGCCCUCCUACCAGCGUCCCCAUAUGGCUCUCGAGGGACUCAGAGCCUGGAAGAGAAUUUUCUGGCGGCAGAUCUUACUUGCACUUGGCCUCUUAGGCCUGUUCCUGUGUGGCCUCCCUAAAUUCAGACAUCUGGAAACCUUCAUCCCCAUGGGUGUCUGUCCUUCAGCCACAGUGUCGCUGCUGAGAGACAACUUCACAGGUGCCCUGCAUCCCUGGGCCCGGCCUGAAGUUCUGACCUGCACCCCCUGGGGGGCUCCCAUUAUUUGGGAUGGCACUUUUGACCCAGAUGUGGCCCAGCAAGAGGCUAGUCAGCAGAACCUCACCAUUGGGCUGACUGUCUUUGCUGUAGGCAGGUACCUGGAGAAGUACCUGGAGCGCUUCCUGGAGACUGCGGAGCAGCACUUCAUGGUGGGCCAGCGCGUGGUGUACUACGUGUUUACCGAGCGGCCAGGCGCUGUGCCCCGCGUGGCGCUGGGCCCAGCCCGGCGGCUGCGCGUGGAGCGCGUGGUGCGCGAGCGGCGCUGGCAGGACGUGUCGAUGGCGCGCAUGCGCACGCUGCACGCGGCGCUGGGCGGGUGGCUGGGCCGCGAGGCGCACUUCGUGUUCUGCAUGGACAUAGACCAGCACUUCAGCGGCGCGUUCGGGCCCGAGGCGCUGGCCGAGUCGGUGGCGCAGCUGCACUCCUGGCACUACCACUGGCCGCGAUGGCUACUGCCCUUCGAGCGCGACGCGCGCUCGGCCGCCGCGCUGACGCGGGGCGAGGGCGACUUCUACUACCAUGCGGCGGUGUUCGGGGGCAGCGUGGCGGCGCUGCGCGGGCUGACGGCACACUGUGCGCUGGGCCUGGCUUGGGACCGCGCGCGGGGUCUGGAGGCGCGCUGGCACGACGAGAGCCACCUCAACAAGUUCUUCUGGCUGCACAAGCCCGCCAAGGUGCUGUCGCCCGAGUUCUGCUGGAGCCCCGACAUUGGCCCGCGGGCCGAGAUCCGCCGCCCGCGCCUGCUCUGGGCACCCAAGGAGUACCGGCUGCUGCGGGACUAGCGCCGCCGUCCGCCCUCCGGCCCCUCCGCGGGCCCAGCGGGCCAGGUCCCGGUCCCGUUCCGGGGGUCUUUGGCCCCGGAAGACGUGGAGUGGGAGUCACCAGAGGGAGAGAUCCUGAAACCCGGCGGGCCCCUUCUGGAUGCUGAUGGCGCUCUGGAGGGCAGAGAGAUACUGGGUGCAAAAGCCCUACCCGCUCCGUGUGUGCCCGUCGGUGGGAGUGGGAGAAGGAGCUCCUUGCCUUUGGGGAGCUCUUCACUUGAAGACAAAAAUCCCUUUCCCUUACUUUAGCAGUGAGCGAGAUAAAACUACAGUAGUACCUCGAUCGAGGAGCCUCUAGACCUUUCACUUCGACCCUGCGGAAUGCAGCUGGUGUCUCUGGAGAUGUUUUAGUCCCACCUGCCCCCCCGUACCUCUUUUUUUAAAUAAGGAGACUGAGGCACAAAGAGGGAACAUAACUGCCCAACGACACAGAGGGUCUGAGUCACUGUGAUGUCAGCGACUGGAAAGGCGUGGCUGGCUCCUUGGGUUGCCUCUGGGCAAGAGCCACAGGAAGAAACACAGGUGGCGCCCCGUCAUUGGCUCUGCCCUUUUACCUCCCCUGCCUAUAAACAUGGUUUGUACAUAUCUCAGUAA
Sapajus apella (tufted capuchin) is the source of this 1789-nucleotide messenger RNA. It is a transcript of the gene A3GALT2, whose product is annotated as alpha 1,3-galactosyltransferase 2. The transcript is spliced from 5 exons. Gene Ontology annotation, cellular component: vesicle; Golgi apparatus; membrane. Gene Ontology annotation, biological process: carbohydrate metabolic process. NCBI's taxonomy places the organism in Eukaryota, Metazoa, Chordata, Mammalia, Primates, Cebidae. The coding region runs from base 137 to 1156 and encodes 339 amino acids. The record is from RefSeq and is a predicted model, not a curated record. Gene Ontology annotation, molecular function: hexosyltransferase activity.